Messenger RNA from Zootermopsis nevadensis, 2543 nucleotides. The record is from RefSeq and is a predicted model, not a curated record. Lineage: Eukaryota; Metazoa; Arthropoda; Insecta; Blattodea; Termopsidae.
UUCUAUAUUUUAAAUGUUUGAGAAAUUUUCAAUUUGUCUGAAGGCGUUGUGUGCUCAAAAUAUGAGAAUGGAUUCGCGUUAUUCAUAUAUUAGAAGUUAUUCAUCAAAUUCCUUUUACUUUUGUGUUCCAACCACUUAUUGUUUGUGAUUUGUGGUAUCUUAUUCCCUUCAGCUGUUAAAACAUUUGAGUUCGGAUAGUCCGAUGUAUGUCAGUGACAACGAUAAUAAUGAUUUAAUAUGAGUAAUAAUUUAAUUUUAUACGUAGUAGCCACAGCUGGCUGAAUAAUGGCAAAGAUAAAAUGUGUGAAUUAAACAAACUUUAUUCAGACAAGUAUCAAGAUGUCAGUACCACAACUUAGGGAUUAUACGUUAGUCGAGAGGUUAGGCUCGGGUAGUUACGCUACAGUUUAUAAAGGUUUUAAGAAGAAUGGUCCAAGAGAGGUAGUUGCUGUGAAGUGUGUGGAAAAAAAGCAACUAUCAGGAGCAGCUGUUGAUAACAUUAUAACAGAAAUCACACUACUUAAACUGUUAAAACAUGAAUACAUAGUGGAGAUGAAAGAUUUCCAGUGGGAUGAAAGAUAUAUUUUUAUCAUAAUGGAAUAUUGUCAACAUGGGGAUCUGUCAUGUUUCAUACGCAAACGACGAAAGUUACCUGAAACAAUAUGCAGGAAGUUCCUGCAACAACUUGCCUUAGCUUUAAAGUUUCUCAGAUCUCAUAGUGUGUGCCAUAUGGAUCUUAAACCACAAAACUUACUGCUUACUUCUCAACCAACUCUGACACUAAAGUUGGCUGAUUUUGGAUUUGCCCAGUACUUGUCUUCUGAUGACCAGAAUAGCUCCUUGAGAGGGUCUCCACUUUAUAUGGCACCUGAAAUUUUACUUAAGCACAAGUAUGAUGCUCGAGUUGAUCUCUGGUCAGUUGGAGUAAUUAUGUAUGAAUGCCUUUUUGGAAGAGCUCCAUAUUCGUCAAACAACUUCAAAGAGUUGGCUGAGAAGAUUAAAUCACAAAUGGCCAUUCAGGUUCCUCUUGGAUCAAAAAUAUCAUCAGCUUGCAGAGAUCUUCUGAUGUCUCUGUUACAGCAUGAUCCAGACAAAAGAAUAGAUUAUGAAGCAUUUUUUCAGCAUAGUUUCUUGGAUUUGGAGCACAUGCCAACAGCUGAAUCAUAUCAUAAAGCUGUUGAUUUAGUAUGUAAUGCUGUCAAACAUGAUACAGAGAAAAAUUUUGUGGCAGCAUUUAAUCUCUAUUGUGAUUCAUUACGAUACUUCAUUCCGUUAAUUAAUGCUGAAGUGGAUGUCAAUAAGAAGGCAGCAAUGCGCAGUAAAGUGAAUGAGUACAUCAGACGUGCAGAGGACCUUAAGAGGAUAGUGUAUGCUAAGGAAGAACCUGGAGUGGGAGAACAGCUACAAAGUUACCAGAAAAUGGGAACAAUAGAUUUUACUGAAUUGUGUCAUUUAUGUACUGGGACUCCUGCAAUGAUAGCAGCACUAGAAAUUGCCUCUUCCGCAGAACAGUAUGUAGCAGAGGGUCAUUAUCAGAAAGCCCUGGACAAAUUUCAGUCAUGUCUUGGUAUCUUGAUACCUUUGCUAAGCAAUGAACCAAAAGGUCACAGACGUGAUCUUCUUUACAGCCAGAUUCAUCUCUGGAUGAAACAAGCUGAAAGUACAAAAGCACUGCUAUGUGUUUUAGAUUUGGAUGAUGCCAGUAUUCCAGAAAACAAAGGUAGGAGCUUCUGUGUACAUUUGGAGAAGGCAGAAAUAAAUGUGUUUGUCAGUCUUUAAGCACAAAAUUAUGUUCUAAUAUGUGAGUUAUUACAUUUCAGUUCUUUAUAACCAUCUGAAUUAACAGGCAACAUGAAGUCAGGAAUAGAAUAUCCACAACAUAGUUAAUCAGACAGAAUUGUAUUUAUUUAAAUAAUCCAACUUAAAUACAACCUUAAACAAGCUCCAGGACUUUUAAACCUUUCCAUGCUGUAAAUGAGAUGACUUGCUAAGCAAUCAGGCUUUUUUGCUUUAAUAUUUAAUAUUUUUAGUGUGUCAAUGAAAAUAAACUUUUCAUUUCAUGACACAUAAAGUUACAGCUUCUUGCUAAAGGAAAUUCUUAGUUAUCUUAUGAAAUACAGAGACAAAGAAGUCUUUGAUUUUCAUCCCCCCUUGCCACCCUUUCUUGAAAGUCCUCAGUUGUUUUUUGUAUAUCCCCUCGAAAUAAACAAUAAUAAUAUAUAUUAUGCAUUCGUUCUUUAUCAUUGUUAUCUCAGUUUCAGUUAUUGGACUAGAUCUGUUUGAUAUGAACUAGAACAUUGGUAUAUCAAAUUGGUAAAUCUUCAAAUUAUUCAAUUUUUUUUUAAACUUAUUGUCCCUAUAUCUUUCCAUGACCAUUUUGUUCAAAGUUGUACAGUAUUAUGCAUCAAGAAAAUUUGCCAGUCAGUGUGUAGAUUUUUGUUGUUAUGGACAUAUACUGCUGCAUGUAAAAAUUUAUGUAGAAUGCCACUAUGAAAAUUUUACAGUUGUAUAGUUCAUAUAGAUUAAACUGGACAUAUCUUUAA